Messenger RNA from Nothobranchius furzeri (turquoise killifish), 2313 nucleotides. Its product is annotated as P2Y purinoceptor 4. Gene Ontology annotation, biological process: G protein-coupled receptor signaling pathway. Gene Ontology annotation, molecular function: G protein-coupled UTP receptor activity. The record is from RefSeq and is a predicted model, not a curated record. Gene Ontology annotation, cellular component: plasma membrane. NCBI's taxonomy places the organism in Eukaryota, Metazoa, Chordata, Actinopteri, Cyprinodontiformes, Nothobranchiidae.
CUGGACUAAUAGUGAAAGUUUUACUCCGACCAAUGCACUUUUUGGGCGGCACUUUACGCACUGGCUCGUGCCACUUCCCUUUUCCCUUUCACACCAUCCUCUGCGGUGUGCUGCGCUGCGAUGGACUCCUGCACGACUUUCUGCCACCAAAUAAUCCCAAAACGGGACGAUUAGGGUGGAAAAACAGAGAAGGGGGUUAAACGAGUUGUCUUUAGAUCUCUGGGAGGUGAAACUAAGAGGAAUACGGAGAAGGCGGGUCUUGUGGAUCAAACAGCGGCUUUGGGACUUAUCAUCUUCUGGCUGUACAGCCCGUUUCAGACGGCCCACAUGGAACCGGCCCUCAGAAACUUCAGUGCUCUCAACCAGACAGAGGUUUUCACGUCAGUCUUCAACUCCAGCUGUCGCUUCAAUGAGGAGUUUAAAUACAUCCUGCUCCCUGUGUCCUACAGUCUGGUGUUUGUGCUCGGCUUCGUGCUCAACGCUAUGGCCUUAUGGGUGUUCUUCAAGAUGCGUCCGUGGAACCCGAGCAUGGUGUUCAUGUUCCACCUCGCUCUGUCGGACUUCCUGUACGUGCUCUCCCUGCCUACGCUCAUCUACUACUAUGCCAACCGCAACCACUGGCCAUUCGGUGUGGCUGCUUGCAAAACUGUGCGCUUCCUCUUCUACGCCAACCUGUACUGCAGCAUCCUCUUCCUCACCUGCAUCAGCGUACAUCGUUAUAUCGGUAUCUGCCACCCCAUCAAGGCUCGGAACCUGGUGAAGUCUCGACACGCCCACCUGGUGUGUGGCCUGAUGUGGGCUGUCGUGACGGUGUGUCUCAUACCCAACAUCGUCUUCGUCACCACCUCCAGGAGGGACAAUGACACUCUGUGUCAUGACACGACGAGCCAGGGGGCCUUCGAGCAGUAUGUGGACUAUAGCUCCGUCGUCAUGGUGCUGCUGUUUUGCAUCCCGUUCAUGAUCAUUUUGGUGUGUUACUGUCAAAUGGCGCGGGCGUUGUGCCGACCCAGGCAGGGAUUAUCAGCCAGCCCCCAGGGCAACAACUCCCGCCAGAAGUCCAUCAAGCUCAUCAUCGUGGUGCUGGUGGUGUUCGCGGUCAGCUUCGUCCCGUUCCACAUCACGCGGACGCUCUACUACACCUCGCGCGUGCUGAAUCUCCACUGUGAAUUCCUCAACGUCGUAAACUUCACCUACAAGAUCACAAGGCCGCUGGCGAGCGUCAACAGCUGCAUCGACCCCAUUCUGUAUUUCCUGGCAGGCGAUCACUACCGCUCCAAACUCAUGUUUGUUCUGACCAGGAAACAAAGAGCAACAACGAGCGAGUCAAAACCGGAACUGGUUGAAAUUCAGCCCAACAUUAAGUGAUUGCCUAGGACUCAUCUUUAAGGACUCACCUAAACCCAAUGAAGAGGUUGAAACAUAAGGUAGACUUUAGUGUUUAGAAAUAAACAUUCAGUCUGACUCAUUUGGAUAUUUUUAUAAUAAAUGUUACUGUGAGGUGUGAUUUACAUGCUUAAAAUCUCAAUUCUUGUAGUAUUUUAUGUGCAAAAGGAUGUGUAUCUUAUUUUGUGUGUGCAGCAUCCAACCAUAGUUGUAUAGUUGCACAUAUCUAUAUGAAUAGAUAAUAUUUUCAGUGAUGUGUAGAAAUAUUGUUCUGCUCAGAAAAUUGUGCUUAUUUUUGUGUUUGUUUUACCACUGAUGGUCAUUAAUGCAUAAAUUAUUCAGCCUGUGAACUGGUAAAUCUGUGAAUUUCCAUUUGAUCAAACUCGUGGUUUGAAUGGAUCGGAUGUUGAGAUCAAAAUAUGUCAGAAAGUCUGGUUGUUGUCUCAGGAGAUGAGACUCAGAUGAAGCAACUCCUCCUGUUCUAUCAGCAGUGUUUUGGUGCAUUACUCAGAAACAACAGCUGCAACCAGUGCAGCUCCUGAUCCCAGACCAGCUGUUUUUGUCCUUCAGCAGACACAAAUAUGGAGACAACUUUGGACUCUGCUUUCAAAAUCCCCCACACACCCACUGGGAGAGAAUGGGUUUUUUAUUCUGCUCUUUACAUGAAUAAUAAUGCACAUAGUUUUUUUUUUCUAUUAUUGUCUUUUAGACAUUUUGAUAGCUUUACAAAAGCUGACACCAGAGCUGCAAAGUUACUGAAUGAUGGAGUCCUCCACCCUUCUUUUUAUGUGGAUGUACAAAGUACUGUCACGUGGUAUUCUUGUGGUAUCACUGAAGAUGUUUUUAUAGUUACAGUUUUAUACGAUUCAUAAAAUUUCACCACAUGAUAGCAUUGGUGUCAUAAACUAAAUAAAUGUAUUUUCCAACUGA